This is a messenger RNA of Rhinolophus ferrumequinum (greater horseshoe bat), 4200 nucleotides long. RefSeq names its product crumbs cell polarity complex component 1 (gene CRB1). Gene Ontology annotation, biological process: heterophilic cell-cell adhesion; establishment or maintenance of epithelial cell apical/basal polarity. Gene Ontology annotation, cellular component: protein-containing complex; plasma membrane. The record is from RefSeq and is a predicted model, not a curated record. NCBI's taxonomy places the organism in Eukaryota, Metazoa, Chordata, Mammalia, Chiroptera, Rhinolophidae. Gene Ontology annotation, molecular function: calcium ion binding.
UUGAAAUGAAUAAAUUAUUUGCUUAAAUUCUAUAAAAAUUUUAAUUUAAUGAAAUAUAAAAAUAACUCCCUUUGCAAUAAAAAUGACUCCAGGUGCCUCUCCAAAUCUUGCCCAAACAAUUCAACAUGCCAUGGUUUUGCAAAAGACAACAAUUGCCCUUGUUUAAACACAACCAUGAAUUUGGACAAAGACUGUGAGAACAUGACAGAUCCUUGAUUCCCCAAUCCCUAUCAAGGAAAUGCCACUUGUGUGAACACCCCAGAUAAAAGGAGCUUUCUGUGCCAAUUUCCCCCUGGGUAUCACGGGACGACCUGUGAAACUGCCAGAAGCUCCUGCGGCUCCUGCCAGCACCGGGGGACUUGUCCCAAGGACCCUGUGCAUCCUGUGUCCAUCUGCCCUGCUGGAUAUGCUGGAAGAUUCUGUGAGCUGGACCACGACGAGUGUGCUUCUGGCCCUUGCCACAAGGGGGCAGUGUGCCAGGAUGGACACAAUGGCUACUCCUGCUUCUGUGUCCCUGGAUAUCAAGCCAGGCACUGUGACUAGGAAGUGGGUGAAUGUGUCUCAGAUCCUUGCAGAAAUGAGGCUACGUGCCUCCACAAGGUCGGAAGAUACACUUGUCUUUGUCCCCGAGAUUAUUCAGGUGUAAACUGUGAAUUGGAAGUUGAUGAAUGCUGGUCCCAGCCCUGACUAAAUGGUGCAACGUGUCAGGACGCUCUGAGGGUGUAUUUCUGUGACUGCACCCCUGGGUUUGUAGGGGAGCAUUGUGAAGUCAACAUUGAUGAGUAUACCAGCGAGCCGUGCCUCCAUGGGGGACUGUGCGUGGAUGGAGGCAACAGAUACAGCUGUAACUGCACAGGGAGUGGAUGUACAGGGACACACGGUGAAACCUUGUUGCCUCUAAGUUGGUCAAAACCCUGUCACAACAAUGCUACAUGUGAGGGCAGUGCUGACAGUUACACUUCUCACUGGCCUGGAUACACAGGGGCCCAGUGUGAGACCGACAUCAAUAAAUGCAUGGGUGACCCCUGCCAGUCUGGUGGGGAGUGUGUGGAGCUGUCCUCACAAAAACAACAUGGCCGCCUGGCUGGGCCGCCGUCCUCACUCAGCAUCCCCGCAGCUUCCGGCUACAUUUGCCUCUGUCCACCUGGAUUCACAGGAAUCCACUGUGAAGAAGACGUGGAUACAUGUUCUUCAAGCCCUUGUCAAAAUGGUGGCACUUUUGAGAACUUGCCUGGGAAUUAUACUUGUCAUUGCCCAUUUGAUAAUCAGUCUGGAACAUUCUAUGGAGGAAGGGACUGUUCUGAGAUUCUCCUGGGUUGCACCCAUCACCAGUGUCGAAAUCAUGGACUAUGCAUUCCUCACUUCCCAAAUGGCCAGCAUGGAUUCAGUUGCUUCUGUCCAUCUGGCUACACUGGGUCACUGUGGGAAACUGUUACCACACUGUCUUUUGAAAGCAGUGGCUUCCUGUGGGCCAGUGGCUCAGUAACAGCUGCGGGCUCAGUCUGUAAUGAAGCCCUCAGGUCUCGGGCUGUUCAGCCAAGGGCACUUCUCCUUUUCCGAGGUCACAAGGAUGCUUUUAUAAUGCUGGAGUUUCUAGGUGGCCACAUUCACUUAGGAAUUCACGUCCAUAGUACGUCAAAGGUGCUGCUGUCUAUUUCCCACAACACCAGUGAUGGAGCGUGGCAUUCAGUGGAGGUCAUGCUUGCACAGAACGUGACCCUCAUUUUACUGGACGACGCCUGUAUGGGCCCGUGCGUCACGACAGCCCCUUCUCCAUUUGAGAGUCAGCAGCGAUCAGUAUGUGCUUGGGACUCCUUUCUGGGUGGUUUACCUGUGGAAACGGCCAACAGCAGUGCUUCGCUCAACAUCUAUAACCUACCAGCCACAACUUCCUUCACAGGCUGCCUCCAAGACCUUCAACUUGGUGCGACUCUCAUUACCCCGGAGAACAUUUUAUCUGGCUCGUCGUUCAACGUCAGGGCAGGCUGUGUGCGAAAGGACUGGUGCGAAGGCCACCCUUGUCACAACCGAGGAUGCUGCACCAACCUGAGACUCAGCUACUGGUGUGACCACCACAGGCCCUAUGGAGGCGGGAACUUCCUGAGAGAGUAUGUGGCAGGCAGAUUUGGCCAAGAUGACUCUGCUGGCUAUCUGUUGUUUUACCUUGACAAGAGUUAUGGAGAGAACGUCACCCUCUCCCUGUUUGUGUGAACACGUCGGCCGUCAGGCUUAUUUCCAACUUUGGGAAACAGCACCCAGAACCUCCGUGUCUGUCUAGAGUGUGGCAGGCUGGCGAGGCUCAGUCCACCUUCUUCCAAAUUACAGGCAAACUUUGUCCUUAGCGAUGGAAAAAUCCACUGCAUAUCUUUGAAAAUCAAGCUGGAUAAAACUGAACUGUAUCAGUCUUCACAAACCCUAGGAUUGAUUUCUGCUCCUACCAGUACAUGGAUAAUCCAAAGAGGCGAUGUCCGCUACCUUGGUGGCCUGCCUGACAGGCAAAAGACUGACGUUUAUGGUGGAUUCUUCAAAGGCUGUAUCCAAGAUAUAAGAUUAAACAACCGAAACCUGGAAUUCUUCCCAAACUCAACGAGCAAUGCAUCUCACAAUCCAAUUCUUGUCGAUGUGACCCAAGGCUGUCCUGGAGACAUGUGCGAGUCCAGGCUGUGUCACAACAGAGGUAUUUGCCACACCCUGUGGGAUCACUUCUCGUGCUCCUGCCCUGUGAACACAGCUGGGAACACCUGUGAGGAAGUGCAGGGCUGUGAACCCAGACCAUGCCCUCCCACGGCCCAAUGCCAGUUGGUGCCUCAAGGAUUUGAACGUGCUGCUAAUGCCGUUUUUAAUAGACAAAGCAGUGUGACGUUAUUCAGGAGCAAUAGGAAAAUCAGCAGAGAACUCACCAAUAGCAUCACGUGCGGUGUCAGGAUGCGGGGUGCUAACGUGACCACACUGUACGCAGAGAAGGAGCCUGAGGUUCUUAACAUCAGCAUUUGAGAUUCCAGAUUGUUAUUCCAACUGCAAAGCGGCAACAGUUUCCAUAAGCUGAGUCUGACGAGUAUGCAGUCAGUGGAUGAAGGCAUGUGGCACCAUGGGACUCUUUCCAUGACAGACCCACUGGCCCGGGCCUCCACGUGGCAGAUGGAAGUGCACAACCAAACCCCUUCUGUGACCAGUGCAGUGGCCACUGGAAGUCUCAGCUUCUGGAAGAAGAAGACAGACAUUCACAUGGGUGACCGAGCUGCUGACAACACGCGGGGCCUGCCAGGGUGUGUGAGCACAACAGAAACCGGUGGCAUUUCUCUCCCUUACAUUGAAAAUGUUCAUGGUUUCAUGAACAAACCUCAGGAAGAGCAGUUUGUCAAAAUCUCUGUGAAUUCCAGGGUUCCUGGCUCUUUGCAGUUAGAUGCCUGCAACUCCAACCCUUGUCUGCAUGGAGGAAACUGUGAAAACAUCUACAGCUUUUAUCACUGCUCCUGUCCUGUGGGAUGGGCAGGGCCACACGGCGAACUCAACGUUGACGAAUGCUUUUCAAACCCCUGUAACCAUGGCAAAUGCUCUAACAGAGCUGCCGCCUAUUACUGCAGGUGCGAGCCUGGGCACACUGGUGUCAACGGUGACGUGGGUAUAGACAAUUGCCAGAGUUACCAGGGUGCAAAUGGGGCCACCUGCAUCAGUGACACCAGGGGCUAUUCUUGCCUCGGUUUUGGAAAUUUCACAGGAAAAUUUUGCAGAGACACGAGAUUACCCCCAACAGUUUGUGGGAAUGAGACAAAUCUCACUUGUUACAACAGAGGAGACUGCGCUGAGUUCCAGGGUGAACCCCAAUGCGUGUGCCGGCCAGGCUUCACUGGGGAAUGGCUGUGUGAAAGGGACAUUGAUGAGUGCGCCUUGGAUCCGUGCUUCAACGGUGGCCUGUGCCAGGACCUGCUCGAUGGAUUCCAGUGCGUCAGUGAAAUUCCCGGCAUCAGUGAGCACUGUGAGGCGGACCUAAGCGGUGGCUGGAUCACUGACAUUUUCACUGUCGCUGGCUCAGUGACAGUGGCCUUUUUGGUCCUUGCCCUGGAAGUUGUUGCUUCUACUGUCAACUCCAACAAAAGGGCCACUCAGGGAACCUACAGCCCGAGCUGGCAGGAGAACGAAGGUCCUUGAGUGGAGAUGUGGAGCCGGGCACUGCCGCCUGCGAUGGAGAGACUGGGUUAG